CAUAUCAACAGUUUCAACCUUAAUACAAUAUUACAUAUUAAUUCCUUCAUACAUUCGAGAACCAUAUUUAGUUCAUUUAUUAAGAUCCGAAGAAUUUAAAGAUAAAUCAACAAUAAUAUUUUGUGGUCGAUGUAAAACUGCAGAAUUAUUACGAGUGAUAUUAGUAGAAUUAGAUAUUCGAUGUACUAGUUUACAUUCAUCAAUGAGUCAAAGAGAGAGAUUAAAUAGUUUAGGAAAAUUUAAAGCGGAAAUUGUUAAAAUCUUGAUUGCUACUGAUGUUGGAAGUCGAGGAUUGGAUAUUCCAACAGUACAAACGGUAAUUAAUUAUGAUAUUCCAAGAGACCCAACAGAUUAUAUUCAUCGAGUUGGUAGAACGGCUAGAGCUGGUCGAGGUGGUAUUUCAUUAUCAAUUGUUACCGAAAGUGAUAUUGAACUUGUACAAAAUAUAGAAACUAGAAUAAAUAAGAAAAUGGAUCAAUGGAAAAUUAAUGAAAAUAAAAUAUUAGCGAGUUUAAAUGAAAUCAGUACAGCAAAACGGGUGGCAAAGAUACAUCUUCAUGACACAAAUUUCGGUGCAAAAAAAGAAAUCAAUGAAAAGAAACGAAAAAUUUUGGAAACAGAUUUGAAUAAUGACAAUAAUAGUAGUAGUAAAAGUAAUAAUAAUAAUAUAAUUGAUGAUGGUAAAAUAUAUAAUGAUGAUAAUCUUCGGACAGUAGAAAGAAAAAAUAAUAAUAAUAAAAAGAAGAAUAAGAAGAAUAGUAAUAUUAACAAUAAUAAUAAUAAUUACAAUAAUAUUAACAAUAAAAAAAUAAAAAAUAAAGAAAAAAAAUAG
This is a messenger RNA of Diversispora eburnea, 832 nucleotides long. NCBI's taxonomy places the organism in Eukaryota, Fungi, Glomeromycota, Glomeromycetes, Diversisporales, Diversisporaceae. The record is from the annotation of a GenBank genome assembly.